Molecule: messenger RNA, 7501 nt
Organism: Myxocyprinus asiaticus (Chinese sucker)
Lineage: Eukaryota; Metazoa; Chordata; Actinopteri; Cypriniformes; Catostomidae
Product: potassium/sodium hyperpolarization-activated cyclic nucleotide-gated channel 2-like
Exons: 9
Coding region: 857-5200 (1447 amino acids)
Biological process (GO): potassium ion transport; transmembrane transport
Cellular component (GO): membrane
Molecular function (GO): voltage-gated potassium channel activity
Source: RefSeq, a predicted model, not a curated record
CCGUCACGAAGAUCCGGAUCUAAUAAACUGUGACUCUGUGAGCUCAACAAAGUUCACACUGACCGUUCUGAAGGACUCUUCUGACAUGUACUCCUCCUUAAAUACGGGAUAAAACGCGCAUGAUGUGUUGGAUUUUUGGCGGUUUGAAGACUAACGCGCUUUCAGACGCGCUCCGGUUCAUUUCUCCGGUAAUUCUCGGUUUGUUUCUCCUGUUGCGCAUCUGAAUGUGUCAUGAUGAUGAUGAUGAUGAUGAUGAUGAUUAAGCGCCUGAUCCGCGUGUGUAUGUGUGAGUGUGUGUCCUUGUCAUUGAUAGAUUAAUCUCCUGUAACUGUCGCUUCUUCAAAUUAAUUCUUAUAUAACCGCAUAUGUUGAGCGGAGAGCGCGAGACAUCACCGUGAAAACCAGAGGCGGGGGUCACCGAAUCAGUUCGGUCCGGAGAUGGGUUCGGCCGGUGUCGGAGAGGUUCGGGCCUCAAGGACACGCGCGAGGAGAAAUGAUGAAGAAUGAUGGACGGCGCGUGAAUUGGGGCGCGUCAAGGGCGAACGGAGCGUCACGGACGCGCGUUUAUUCGGCGGCUCAAGGGCGUUUGAACAUGAUGAGGUCGCGUCGGAGGACAGCAGGGCGGCGGGGUGACGCGUCCUCUGGAGGAAACGUGAAGGAAAAUCCAUCUUUUUACCGGCAGUGAGGUCACUUUUCACGUGAGCCCGUUUUUACCGUUCUUCAAUAAAAACGAUAAUGAAAAAUCACAAAGCAGAACAGACCUGUGUUUAUCUGACACGAGAGUAACAGGUCAGUCUAGUGUGUGUGUGUGUGAGUGUGUGUGUGUGUGUGUGUGUGACUCGUGCCUGGCAUUGGCAUGGAUGGGGCAGGGGGCGGUACAGCGGGCACGGGGGGUUCUGCUGGCACAGACUCUCGACCCACCCGUAACGGCGACCCUAAGCGGCGGAGUAAGAGCAGCCUGCCGUCUCCCGGUUACCGCCUAUCCCAGGCAUCUCUGGAGGGCGAUCGGGGCGAGUCACUGCCCGGGCGACGCCGUCUGUCCGUCCUGAGCUCCACGCGAGACGGUGGCCCAUUCCGACCGGCCACGGUGGCGGGAACGCCCACCACCCCUCUGCCCCUGCCGCUCCCCCCGGCGGGCUCGGCCCCGCCCACCGUGCAGCGUUCCGUGGGGUUUGUCGCGUCCCGCGCCGCUCUGGCAUCCACCUCCUCUUCCACGGGCACUGGGAUGGUCGUGGUGGCCGCCGGACCCGAGACCACCACCACUACGGCGGCCGGGACUCCUGAAGCCGGACCGGGUCUGGACGGUGAGGACUACAGCUACUCGAACCAGUCCACCUUCAUCCAGAGGCAGUUCGGGGCGAUGCUGCAGCCCGGUGUCAACAAGUUCUCCCUCCGCAUGUUCGGCAGCCACAAAGCCGUGGCACUGGAGCAGGAGCGGCUGAAAUCGGCCGGAACUUGGAUCAUCCACCCCUACAGUGACUUCAGGUUUUAUUGGGAUCUCCUCAUGCUGAUGUUGAUGGUGGGAAACCUUAUCAUCCUCCCGGUGGGAAUCACAUUCUUUAAAGAUGAGAACACGCCUCCGUGGAUCAUUUUUAACGUGGUGUCAGACACGCUCUUCCUGGUGGAUCUGGUGCUGAACUUUCGGACCGGUAUCGUGAAGGAAGACAGUACAGAGAUCCUGCUGGACCCCAAGGCCAUCCGCGAGCGCUAUCUGAAGAGCUGGUUCCUCGUGGACUUUGUGUCUUCAAUCCCAGUAGAUUAUAUCUUCCUGAUGGUCGACCUUGAAGCUCGACUGGACUCGGAGGUGUAUCGGACUGCACGAGCGCUGAGAAUCGUUCGAUUCACCAAGAUCCUGAGUCUGCUGCGACUGCUGCGUCUGUCACGACUUAUACGAUACAUCCACCAAUGGGAAGAGAUAUUUCACAUGACCUAUGACCUGGCCAGUGCGAUGGUUCGUAUUGUCAAUCUGAUUGGAAUGAUGCUGCUGUUGUGUCACUGGGACGGAUGUCUGCAGUUCUUGGUGCCCAUGCUGCAGGAUUUCCCGCUGGACUGCUGGGUCUCCAAAAACAACAUGGUGAACGACACGUGGGGCAUUCAGUACACAUACGCGCUGUUUAAAGCCAUGAGUCACAUGCUGUGCAUCGGGUACGGCGCUCAGGCUCCAGAGGGCAUGACGGAUGUCUGGCUCACCAUGCUCAGUAUGAUCGUGGGUGCCACCUGCUAUGCCAUGUUCAUCGGGCACGCCACGGCCCUCAUCCAAUCACUGGACUCCUCUAGGCGACAGUAUCAAGAAAAGUAUAAACAGGUGGAGCAGUACAUGUCGUUUCAUAAGCUGCCAGCAGAUGUCAGGCAGAAGAUCCACGAGUAUUAUGAACAUCGAUAUCAGGGCAAGAUGUUCGAUGAGGAGAACAUUCUGGGCGAGUUGAGCGAUCCAUUGAAGGAGGAAAUUGUUAGCUUCAACUGCCGUAGUUUGGUGGCUAACAUGCCACUCUUUGCUAAUGCUGAUCCAAACUUCGUAACGGCAGUCCUCAUAAAGCUGAAAUUUGAAGUGUUCCAGCCCAAUGACUUCAUCAUUCGUGAGGGAACCGUUGGACGCAAAAUGUAUUUCAUCCAGCAUGGACGAGUCAGCGUGCUCACUCGCGGCAACAGAGAGACCAAGCUUAGCGAUGGCUCGUAUUUUGGAGAGAUCUGUCUGUUGACACGUGGCAGGAGGACAGCAAGUGUCCGAGCAGAUACGUACUGUCGACUUUACUCCCUGAGUGUGGACAGUUUCAAUGAAGUUCUGGAAGAGCAUCCCAUGAUGAGACGGGCCUUCGAGACGGUGGCAGCUGACAGACUGGAUCGCAUUGGAAAAAAGAACUCAAUUUUGUUGCGUAAGACCUCUCAGGGUGGAUCAGUCACAGGCAGCAGUUUGGGUCGUGGUGGAGGCAGUCGUGGUGGUGGUGCGGGUGGCGCGGGCGGCACGGGUCUGGGUUCUUGUGACAGUGUUCUGGUCCAACAGAUCGUAAAACAUGACAGUAUGCCCACCAUGCAGGACAUUGCUGCUGGCACCCGAGGCAGCACCGGAGGCACGGUCUCACCGCGACCUCACCCAGUGAUCUGGGCACCACUCGUUCACGCGCCCCUCCAGACUGCUGCUGCCACCACCAAUGUGGCCAUUGCCUUGAUGCAUCAGCAACAGCAGCAGCAACAGUUACAGCAGCAGCUACAGCAACAAUACGCUCUGGGAGCCGCUCUAUUCCUGCCAUCUCCUUUCCCCAUCUCACCCUCUCCCUCGUCCUGCCCUCUCUCACCUCCCCAUCCACCCAUACUACACCCGCGUCAAUCCAUCAGCUCCCUCAUAGGUGUGAUGGGUGGACUCCCCCCACGAGGAGUACCAUCCGCUAUGAAUCCUACACCUUCGCCCUCCACAAUGGGGUCGACUGCUGCGGGAGCAGCUCCUCUGGCAGGUGGAGGAGGUGGGGUUGCAAAAACUCCGCCUACACCUGCGUCCUCGGUCCCUGCUGCCUUGCAGGCUGGCAGAACCCUUCAUCACAGUCUCCGCCUUCACACUGAACCCACAGGAGGGAUGAACACACCACCUCUCCAUAAAGUCUUGCCUCCUACGUCAGCUGCUGCAGCGCUGUUCAGUGAAGGGCGUAGUAUCGGCUCCGGUCAGCAGGGGGCCAAAGAGGCUUUAAUGCGCCAUGUUGGAGGCGGCAGCACACAGGGUCUCCCAAUGAUCGGUCGGCUCACCCAGGAGGCCAGACUGCUCUCUGCCUCGCAGCCAACUCUGCCUCACCGUGGCUGGGCAUGCAUGCAGCCUCAUCCCCCUCUCCAUCGUAAAGCAUCCGGAGGAAACCUGCUGCCAGCACCCUUCCUCAUGGCAUCAGGACAGCUCGCUCGAGGAGGCAGUGCUGGUUUUCUGAGCUCAAACGCUCCACAGCCUGUUGUCACACAGACACCCACACACACAGCCCUGCUGCUGCCCUCUCAGCUGGCACAUGCACCACCACCCACAUCUGCUCAAGGAUCUGCUCCAUCACCUCUUGCCCCAUUCUCUUCUUCCCCAAAACAAACCCCUCUUUUUCCCUCCAACCCCCCUUCAGCCCUCACAGCUGCACCUUCUGGUCUAGGUGUCCCUCAGAGACCUAGACAUUGCACUAUGAUACAGAAUCUUCCUUCGACCUCUCCUCCUCCCUUGCUCUGCCCACCAUCUCCCUCUCAGUGCAUCUCCACUUCUCCAACCUCAUCUUCUGGCCCAUCUCUGGCUCAGAAUUCCUGCAUCAAACGCUCUCAGACACCUCCGCCACCCUCCCCAUUUUCUUGCACCACCAACUCAACGCCCACUGUAACUCCUUCACAAACACCCACCCAAACUAGAACUCCAACUCCUAUUCAAACUCCAGUUCAAACCCCCACACAAACAAGAACGGUAUCCCCUGUUCAAUCACACAUUCAAAGCUCUACCCAAACCCAAAAUAUCACCCAGUCUAGAACACCAGCUGCCAUCCAAACCCAGUCCCAUGCUCUAUGGCCAACUCCUGUCCAAAUCACCACAGCUGCACAAACUCCCAGCCCCAUUCAGAGUCCAGUCCCCACCCAAACUCAACCAUCCAUUCAAACCCCAACUAAAACUCUAAGCUCAACUCCGGCCCAAAGUGCUACAGUCCAAGUUCUUGGUCCAGCUCUGACACGGUCUCCAGUUUCCAGUCAAACCCAAACAUCAACUCCCAUACAAAGUCCGACCUCCUCCUGGACCCCAACCUCAACUCCUAUCCACACUCCUGCCCAAAGCAGACCUUCAACCCCUGUUCUAACUCAAUUACAGUCUUCUGUACAAACUCCCACCACUCAGACCCUGAUUCCAUCUCAACUGCCAGCUCCUAACCAAACCAGAACCACAACUCCAUCCAUUAAACAAUCUCCACCUCUUAAAACCCCUGCUGCUGCAUCAUAUUCUCCUGCACCACCUUCAUCACCUGCUACAUCACAGCCACAAAUCCCAGCUGCUACCCAGAUUCAGACCUUAAAUGAUCUGCCCACUCCAGCCACUCCAACCGUAAAUUCAUCUCCCAUUGCUGCUUCUACUACCUCCUCAUAUGCAGCCCUCCAGCCCACCUCCAUCACCUCCAUUGUACCAAAAGAGGGAAAGAAAGAGCAGGACCUGCUUCAGACACAGAGAGACUCUGAGACAAAGAGACAAGACAUUUCCUGCUAACAUGUGAGGAGUUUGAUAGAUGCUGAAGCAAGGAUCUGGUCAGAGCUUCAUGUUUUGUCUAUGGUUGCUAAUGGUUCAGGAGAUGAAUAAGAAUGAGAAGCAAAGUUCAGCUGUAUCAGUUCAGGCUUUUCAGGUUCCAUGAGCAUGCAUUUCAACACACCAUCCUCCAUGUGAUGGUCAGUCUUGAUCUUGGCAAGUUUAAUUCCACUGAGCUACAGGGUUUACAUCGACUCUAUCAAGACAAGGUAAAAAAACAAAGUAGAACUAGAGUGUCUAUGAAGAUUCUCUGUCAUUGUCUCACAUCAUAGAAUGUCAGGUCAAUCAUUUUUCACAGGGAAUCUCUACCUAGAACUGAAUCCUUGACAUUUCGCUGAACAAUGUAUUGGCCACCCUAGAUCUUAAUACUAUUCAUCUGAUAGAUGACAGCUUUUGCCAGAAAUGUUUCUGAUAGACCUAAAGGGAAUGUACUGACAUUGCAUGAUUGACAGAAAAAACUCAAUUUAUUCAAGUCAAUUCAGCAGUAGGUCUGUUAAUAGAGCACAGGUACACAUUUACCUGACAUCAGGUGUUUAAUGUUGAUUUACUCAUUUGCACAUCACUGAACAGUACAGAAAAUUAAUCAAGAGAAUGUUUAGUGAGAUCUGGCCAUGUUUUAUCACCUCAAAAACACAAGCAGCAUUUUCAGUUCCACAGUCUGGAGACAUUAUAAAGAAUGUGUUUGAAAUGGAUCCCCUCACUCGUCAUAUAGAAAUCUCUAUGCACAGUACCAGCAAGGGAAUUAACAGCGCUUUUACAAACACAUCUCCUGUCAUUCUGAAUUAGCAGCAGAAUGUUUUGUCACAGGAACAUUCUGGUUUUCUUGCACAUACGUUUGUGAGUACAAUUUAAAAUGUCCUGGCGUCCCUGAUCACCAUAUUGAAAUAAUACAUUUUGACACCGUAUAUUUGUGUUAAUGUAGUGUACACUGCCGAUAAACUACAAAUGGUGCAUUGUACAUAGUGAGUUAGGUAAAAAAAAAUCAUCUCACAAAAAAAAAAACUAAACUACAAAUGUCCUGUUUUGUGUAGUUGUUUUGAAUAACGGUGUUCUUCCAUUUGUUAAAAUAUUAGACAGUGAUUACCAAUCAGUAUGCAAAAAGCAAAUGUAAAUCUAGCAAUCUAGCUGGUAAGCUGCUAGUUGAACCGUUUGAGACUUGAUUGUAGAAUUAUCAAAUUAAAUCCCUAACAAAUAAAACAAUGAAGCAAUGGAACCGACACAUAACAACACUAAAAUGAAGAUCAUAGGAACAGACAACUUUUGUUGCUAUAGUUUGUAUUCCAUCCAUAUUUUCAUUGGUGACAGAAUAAAUUAUAGGAGAAGGGUUUUUCAAACUUUCUUUGGAUUAUUUAAAUCCAAUCAUUUCUCUUUGCUAAUGUAAUAGAAUCACACACUAAUGGAUGUCUAAUGUCAGCAUGCUCAGAGACCGUAUGACCGGAGUCUGCGUGAGCUGCAAAACAAACUCAACUUUAAAAUCUGAAAAUGUCACUUUUAAUUUUGAGCUCCAACACUCUAAUCUUUUUUAUUCACCAAAGUUUAACAUUUCCCAUUAUAUAAACAAUUAGUGUCACAGAUGUGAAAAGACUGUAGAGAAUAUAUAUCUCAAAACUAUUAUGAGAAAAAAUAGAAGCAAUCCAUUAGUAGUUUGUUGUCUCAGGUGUUUGAUGUUAGUUUUGGACAAUAUGAAGUUCAUGUUCUCACUCAAUACUGUAACUGCAGUUGUGUUUUGUUUUUUAUUGUGUUUUGCACUAAAACAGCUCAGUCUCACCCAGUGAACACACAGCAGAAGUGCUUUAGAUGCCGCUUGUCUGAUUCCCUGUCAGUGUUUCUGCUGCUCUGUGUGUUAGUACACACACACACACACACACACACACACGUGAUGCUUUAUGCGCUUUCAUCUGUACUUGCCACAGCAGCUUUUAUCUUCUCAACGCUCUUGUACUGUAGCCGCUACCAUUGAGUCACACACACACACACACACACACACACACACACACACACACACACACACACACACACACAGUGUCCAGUGCUGUUCUUUAGUGUUUUGUGCCGAAAGUGAAAUUAUGUAUAAUUUUCCUCUUCAGUACCAUGUUGCCUAGAUUGCACAUUUAAGGACCAAAUGUUCAUUUUUAUUUGUAAUCACAUCUUAAGCUUUUGAGAAAAGAAAUAAUAAAAAAUACAAUGAUAAUAUAUCAUAGAAAUAAUGAUGAACAUGUAAAAAAUGAUUUUUGCCAAGUCAGAAUAAAGUGAAUUUAAAAUCAA